Molecule: messenger RNA, 756 nt
Organism: Haemonchus placei
Lineage: Eukaryota; Metazoa; Nematoda; Chromadorea; Rhabditida; Trichostrongylidae
Source: the annotation of a GenBank genome assembly
AUGCUCGUCUGUUACUUUUUGUUCGCCAUCGCUGGCCUUUCAACAGCUUCUAUUAGGUCGAGACGUCAAGCGGCGCUAGCAGUCAACCAGCAAGACAUUCCUAUUACCUUAAGGUCACUCAUAACCUGUUUGACACCGAUAAAGGACUACCUUUGCCUUGGACCAAGAGUAGAGGUACUGAAGAACGAGCGUAUCGGCCUGACAGAUCGUAGAGGGGCAGCCUAUGGAUAUGUUGACGGAGUCGACAUCGGGCUUUUACGACCAUUGAAUGUGCCUAUGAUCGAAGAUGAAACGGAAGUGGGACAUCACAUUGGAGCCGUCGUCGAUGUGACUGAUCGAGACGGUGCAGUCGAGUUCGGCGAUCGCCUUAAAGUUUUCAAAGCCCUCCGGCUAAAUAAUGGUGGAAUCGCCGAAUGGGAUCGUCUAGGUGGUGGCGCCGAUGUCGGCUCUAGACUGUCAGCUGCUGAUGAUGCCGUCAAACUCAGAUGGACACUGUUAGGUGUGAAUGUUGGACCUAAUGCCAGUCGCACAAUUAUCGGCCCUGGUCCUAACACUUUGGGAAGGGCUAAAGGAGCUUCUCUGAAAACCUACACACCGUUUCCUUAUUUCUACCGUGGCUACUACGAACGAGGUGACUGGUACCGUAACCAAUUUUACAACCAAGGUAACGAGUACAAGACCCCAGCUCAACGUGCAUGCCCAUGGUGUUUCGCUGUUGAUCCCAGUUAUCCUGUUCAACAGCGACUUUUCCCUUAA